AUGUCCGUCAAGUACACCUCAGUGGAAGAUAUCCCACUGAUUUACCAGGACCUGCGGAGGGCAUUCCGUACCGGGAAGACCAAAUCCGUUGCCUUCCGCAAGCAACAGCUGUUGAAUCUGUGUUAUCUCGUUCAAGACAACUGGGAGCGCAUCAAGGAUGCUUUCAUGUCCGACCUGGGACGUCCACGCGAGGAGUCCGAGUUGCUCGAGCUGAAUGGCACGCUCAUGGAACUGAAGGAGGCAUACGACAACGUUGAGAAGUGGGCGUCCCCCGAGAAAGCCCCGUUCUCAUGGCUGUGGUUCGCCAUGUCUCCCGUGAUGAGAAACGAGCCGAAAGGCGUCGUGCUACUGAUCAGCCCUUCAAUUACCCGCUGUACCUCCUUCUCUGCCCACUGGUGCGACUUUUUGUCGGGCGCUAUAGCCUCUGGGAAUGCAGUGCUGAUGAAGCCCUCGGAGCUCUCUCCGGCGAUGGCUGCGUUGCUCACCGAGCUCAUUCCGAAGUAUCUUGACCCGGAAGUGUACCGAAUCGUGAAUGGUGGUAUUCCGGAGACGACGAAGAUCCUCGAACUCCCGUUCGACCACAUUCUGUACACGGGAGGAGGUGGCGUUGCACGAGUCGUUCUCGCAGCGGCAGCGAAACACCUCACUCCGGUGACAUUGGAGCUCGGAGGGAAAUCGCCAUGUGUUAUCGACCCGCGGUGCGAUGUCAAGACGGCGGCGAAGCGCAUCAUGUGGGGGAAGCUCAUCAACGGUGGCCAGCUCUGCCUGUCGCCGGACUACGUCCUCGUUCCGGAAUGGUUCCAGGACACCUUCGUCGAGGCGCUCAAGAACGCAUACUACGAGCUUCACCCGGUCGACCCCGAGGUGUCCGGGCAAGUCACGAGGAUGGUGAACGAACGCCAUGCGGCGCGGGUCAAGUCGCUCAUCGACAAUACGAAGGGCACCAUCGUCUUUGGUGGCAAAGUCGAUUUGCAGAGCAAAUACGCAGCGCCGGCGCUGAUCAAGGAUGUCCGCGGAGACGACUCUUUGAUGAGCGAGGAGCUCUUUGGACCAUUCCUUCCGGUCGUACCUGUGAAGGAUGUGGAUGAGGCCAUUGAGUUCAUCAAUGAACGUGACCAUCCAUUGAACGUUUAUGUCUUCACAAACGACGCGGUCUUCAAGGAGAAAGUCUUCAGCAAUACCCAGAGCGGAACGGCAGCCGCCAAUGAUACUAUCUUGCAUGUCAUGGCGGAAGGAAUGCCGUUCGGUGGUGUCGGAGCUAGUGGCACCGGUUACACAACGGGCAAGUAUGUCUUCGACACGUUCACGCACAAGCGCUGCACAAUGGAUGCCCCGAACUGGCUGGAUUCGGCGCUGAUGGCGGCGCGCUACACCCCGUAUAAUAAGGGCGCGUUGCGCCGUCUCAACUGGCUCUUCUCGCGCUCGCUGCCUCCACGCGAUGGAAGCAUGCCGCUGGCGAAGAAGCUGUGCUACAGUGCUAUCAUUGCCCUGGCCGGCCUUUCUGCGCUGUGGUUGACGUUGACGGGCAAGUUGACCGCACGGCUGCCGUUACUGCUUUUGCAGAGAUCGUGA
Fomitopsis serialis is the source of this 1572-nucleotide messenger RNA. RefSeq names its product NAD-dependent aldehyde dehydrogenase. Gene Ontology annotation, molecular function: aldehyde dehydrogenase (NAD+) activity. The record is from RefSeq and is a predicted model, not a curated record. Lineage: Eukaryota; Fungi; Basidiomycota; Agaricomycetes; Polyporales; Fomitopsidaceae. Gene Ontology annotation, biological process: aldehyde metabolic process. Bases 1 to 1572 code for a protein of 523 amino acids. The transcript is spliced from 13 exons. Gene Ontology annotation, cellular component: cytoplasm.